AUGAAUUCUAACCAUGACCAACAGCUGGAGCCAUGCGAUCCGUUUGUAAAACUAGUGAAGGAUAUUCCUCAGAUAUCUCAGUAUGUGGACACAAUUCAGCUCGGCCCCAAGUCGGCGGAAAAAUUCGAAUCGACGGGGAAGGUGGAGGGUCUGAUGUUUGUUUUCCGAAAGAAGAAAAUCCCCAUUGCAUCGGUCUCGGAUCUAAACUUGUAUCGGCAGUCGCUCCGCACGUUUGAACUUGAACGAAACAAUAAUUCCAAGUCCAGGUUCAGCUGUGACCGCUGCCGGAAGUAUAAGAAGAAGUGUUCCAGAGACCUCCCCGAGUGUGAAUACUGUGUUUCCAGCGAGGAAUACUGUUCCUACCGCCCACGUAAAAAAAUCACGCGGCGGCAAACGAAAGCUUCGCGAGAUUCGCAACCGGGCUCCGACUCCACUGUCAAGUCGCCGAGUGAAGAGAUGUUGGAGCCAAUCUCUCGCCAGACCUCUGAAAGUUCCAGCCACAAGAGUAAGAGCUCUGAGAGUUCUAGUCACAAAAGCACCAGCACCAUUUAUCAGCUUCUUAAUUGA
Molecule: messenger RNA, 567 nt
Organism: Australozyma saopauloensis
Lineage: Eukaryota; Fungi; Ascomycota; Pichiomycetes; Serinales; Metschnikowiaceae
Product: Zn(II)2Cys6 transcription factor domain-containing protein
Exons: 1
Coding region: 1-567 (188 amino acids)
Biological process (GO): regulation of DNA-templated transcription
Molecular function (GO): zinc ion binding; DNA-binding transcription factor activity, RNA polymerase II-specific
Source: RefSeq, a predicted model, not a curated record